AUGAUCACUGCAUCCACAAGCUCACGGAGAUAUCCUACCGACCUCCCGACGGACUCUGCAACGGAAAAGACGGAGAAAACCCACAGCCUGCUGUUCGUCAACUACGUACUCAGCGCUGCUAUUGUCAUUGGUAUGAAAAACUUCGUAGUGAUGGAUUCUCAGGGUCAUCUGAGCACCUUGGUUUCAGCUGUCACAGCUUUGUCAAUCUUUCUUUACGCACUUUAUCAAUACCUUCUUCCCAAACCGAUUCCCGGAGUUCCUUAUAAUGAAGAAGCGACCAAGUCCCUCUUCGGCGAUGUCCCCCGCCUCCAAAAGGAAUCUCAAAACAACAUCUUUGGAUGGAUGAUCGACCAAGCACGGAAGCACGGAAGCCCCGUCUUCCAAUUCUUCAUUGAGCCGUUUCAGAAGCCCUCCGUCUUGAUAACGGACUUCCGUGAAGGCCAAGAUAUUCUCAUGAGACGCAAGGAGUUCGACCGCUCCGACUUCAGCAUCGCCGUACUGGGUGGCGAAGCGCCCACGUUCCACAUCAACCUCAAGACGGGAACAGAAUGGAAGGCUCAUCGACGCUUGCUGCAAGAUCUAAUGACACCCAAGUUUCUUCACGACGUCGCAGCCCCAAACAUCUACAAAAGCGCCGCUCGUAUCUUGGAUCUUUGGAAGAUCAAGGUUGAGAUUGCUCCCGAAAAGCCCUUCAGCGCGGAGAAGGACAUCUUCUACGCCGCCCUGGAUGCGGUUUUCGACUUUGGCUUCGGAAACGCAGUUCAAGAUAGGGCGCUCAUCCCUCAAAUUGAGAAGCUCACAGAAAUGAGCGAUAAGGAGCUCCGUCGACUUGGCAAGACCGCCGCCAAAGAAGGUUUCGCAGACUUUCCAACGGCACCUAUUUAUCCACCCUUCGAAGCGACAUUGGAGUCAGUCGAGAACGUCGGUGGUGUGGCCGCUAGCGGUUUCCCCAACCUUGCUUGGUGGUUGGUUGGCCUGAAGCCGAGUGUGAAAAGAAUGAGGAGCGUUAGAAACGACUUUUUGAGGGACCAGGUCCUUAAAGCCGUUGAACGAUACGAGAAUCAGGGCCUUGAUGGUAACGAUGCAUACGUCAAGUCGGCUAUUGACCUAAUGGUGCAAAGGGAGGCUACCUUUGCGAAGAAGGAUGAAAGGCAACCAGUAUUCUGGUGUGAGACGAUGAAAGACGAGACACUCGGUUUCAUUGUCGCUGGACACGACACAACAAGUACUACUCUCUGCUGGGGUGUCAAAUUUCUCACAGAUAAUACAGCCUGCCAAAGUAGACUGCGCGAGAGCCUUCGUAGCGUGCAUACAUCAGCCAUUUCCGAGGCUCGGCCCCCUUCUCACGAUGAGAUUACUCGUUCAAGCAUUCCGUACUUAGAAGCCGUUGUCGAGGAGAUGCUUCGACUUGCGCACACAGCAAUAGUCCAAGAUCGCCAAUGCCAAGAAGACACCUUCAUAUUGGGACAUCGCAUUCCCAAAGGCACCACUGUUUUCAUAGCCAAUAAGGGGCCAAGCUUCACAGAACCAGGGUUCAAUAUUAACGAGAAGCUGCGCAGUCCGUCAUGUCAGGCGGCGGCGGACCAGCGCUGCCUUCGAGCCUGGGAGAAUGAGAACAUGGACAAGUUCUGGCCAGAGAGAUGGCUGGUCAAGAACGAAAAGGGGGAAGACGUGUUCAAUGCGGCUGCCGGCCCUACCAUUCCGUUCGGUCUCGGUCUCAGAGGAUGCUUCGGCCGCAAGCUGGCGUACAUGGAGUUAAAGUUGCUGACAACCUUGAUGGUGUGGACUUUCGAGUUCUUGCCCUGUCCUUCAAGCUUGUCGAGUUAUGAGGAUGUCGAGACUUUAACGCGGAAGCCAAAGCAAUGCUUCAUCAAAUUGCAGGUUCUCUGA
Messenger RNA from Colletotrichum karsti, 1890 nucleotides. Its product is annotated as cytochrome p450 monooxygenase. Gene Ontology annotation, molecular function: oxidoreductase activity, acting on paired donors, with incorporation or reduction of molecular oxygen; monooxygenase activity; heme binding. The record is from RefSeq and is a predicted model, not a curated record. The transcript has 3 exons. Bases 1 to 1890 code for a protein of 629 amino acids. NCBI's taxonomy places the organism in Eukaryota, Fungi, Ascomycota, Sordariomycetes, Glomerellales, Glomerellaceae.